Molecule: messenger RNA, 2826 nt
Organism: Closterium sp. Naga37s-1
Lineage: Eukaryota; Viridiplantae; Streptophyta; Zygnematophyceae; Desmidiales; Closteriaceae
Source: the annotation of a GenBank genome assembly
AUGAAAUCGCCUGCAGCAGCGAACACUCGCGAGCGUCGCAGCAAUUCGCGCGUCGAGGGUUUCAAAUGGGCCAUUCCCGACGGUCGCUCCGACCAGCCGUCCUUUUUCCGUCGAAACCUGCCACUGCCGUUCCCCUUUUCGCGGCUUUCCGUCUCGUCUUGUGCCGUCCUUCUCGCAAUCGCGCUCUUGAUUCUCAUUGGCUCGCUCUUCCUCGGCCUCUCGGCCUUCCGCUCGCGAGAGGUGACACGUCUCAACACCAGCGACGAUGACGGCGCGUCGUACGGAAAUGAGGACUACGGAGGCGUGGCUGCCGGCAGCCCGCCUGCUUUCUCUGACGGCGACGGCAGCUUUGACGGUGGGAGCGGCGGCAUUGACGGCGCGUCAAAAUCCGCGUUCGGAAAGCCUAGUUUUGGCGGGAAACCGAGCCGUUGGAACGGUGACCAGGACUUGGAUUCUGACAUAGGAGGUUCCAGUUUAGGAGGCUCCGGUUUUGGAGGAGCUAGCUCCUGGAAAUCCGGGAAGGGUAUCGGAAGAGGAGGGGGAGCGCGGUCCGGAUGGGGGGGAAAUGAUGACGUGGAUGGUGCUGGUGCAGGGCUCGGUGGGUCGAACUUUCCGCGACGGUUCGCGGAAGGUUCUGAUGAUGACAAUGGAGAAGAUCCGCUGUAUCCGAGGGAUAGCCGGCAAGUGAUUGAUGCGAUUGGUGCUCUUAGCGGGGGUAAGGGAGGCUUGAAACGAGGGGGAAUGCGAGGUGGGGACUAUGAGGAGGAGGAGAGUGAGGGGUUGAGUGCGGUUGGGAGGGGUAGGAGUGGGAGGAAAGGGAAGAAGAAGCGCGGGAAGAAGAAGAAGCGGACGAAGAGGAGGGGGAAGAAGGGGAAGCGUGGGAGCAAGACAAGAGGAAAGCGGAGAGACAGUCUGGACAAUACCGAGGAUGAUUAUGACGAGGAUGAGGAUGUGAGGCGAGGGGGGAGGAGCAAGAAAGGCGGCAGCAGUAGCAGGCGGAAGGGGAAGGGGAAAGGCGGAGGCAGAUGGUCGGGGGGGGUGGGGCAUGGGGAGGAGGAAGAGGAGGGGGAUGCGGAGUCAGCAUGGGGGGGCGGGAGAGGGGGACGGUUGGGGGGACAGUCGAGCCAGGCCACCAGGGCAAGGGGGGCAUGGAAUGAGGGAGGAGCGUUCAAAAGCGCCUUCAGCCGUGACUUGAGUGGGGACACUGAUGACGAGGGUGCUCUGGGCAGCAGCACCAUGGGCUUUGGCAGGAAGCGAGCGGGUCUCCCCUUCUCCUCCUCCUCUUCCUCUUCCUCCUUCCCCCGCAGCAGCAGCUUGGGAAAAUUUGGUGGUGCUGGUGAUGAUGAUGACGAUGGUGAUGAUGCUGGUGCUGCUGGUAUGGGUGGCAGGGGAAUGGGGGGUUUCGGAGGGGCGGGUGCAAGGGGAGCAGCAGGAGGAGCGGGAGGAGCAGGAGUGGGCGGGGAGGCAGAUGAGAUGGAAGAGGACGAUCUUACUGCAGGCUCUGAUACCAGUAGCAGCAGCAGCAGCAAGGCAGGGGGCUCGUCUGGAGGGAUUCUUGGGUUUUUCUCAAGCAUGUUUGGUGGAGGGAAGAAGACAGGCUCAGCUGGGGAAGGGGCCACUGAUGGGGGUUCCAGUGGUGGUACUGGGGGGGGAUCAGCCGGCGAUUGGGACGAGGAGGAGGAGGGUGGUGUGGGCGUGGGAGGGAGCACAGGAGGGAGUGCAGGAGGGGGUACGGAACGGGGUUUAGGAGGGGGUUUGGGGGGGGUUGUAGGAGGGGGUAUGGGGAGGAGCAGCAGGGCGGCUGGGUUUGAGGAUGGGGAGGAGGACAUGGAAAGCUGGCAGGGAAUAGGAAUAGGGGCGGCAACAGGUGGUAAUGAUACCACUAGCAGCAGCAGCAGUUUGGGAGGGGGUGGUGGUAUUGGGAGCAGUGGCUCUGGCCUGUGGUCGUGGUUUUCUAAGAAGCGCAGUGGUGGUGACAGCAGCAGCGGCGUUGAUGCCAGCGCUGACGUGUCAUCCGUAGCAGCAGGAGCAGGGGCAGCAGCAGGGGCAGGAUCAGGAGCAGCAGAUGUGCCGGGUGGGGGUAAUGUAGAUGACUAUGAUGGGGAUGGGCAGGUGGGUGGAGGGGCAACAGGAGGUGCGGGAAGGAUGGGAGGCGUAGGGGGUAGAGGUGCCGGAAUGGGAGGUGCAGGAGCAGCAGGAAUGGCAGGUAGGGGUGAUGCAGAUGAUUAUGAUGGGGAUGGGCGGGUGGGUGGAGGGGCAUUAGGAGGAGGUGCGGGAAGGAUGGGAGGUGUUAAGGGUAGAGGUGCAGGAUUGGGUGGUUCGGCCAUGGGAGGUUUGGGCAUGGGAGGUUCAGGCAGGGGGGGUGCAAGCAUGGGAGGUUCGGGCAUGGGAGGUUCGGGCAUGGGAGCUGCGGGCAUGGAUGGUGGUCCGUUCCAGCGGAGUGGUCCGUUUGGGGAGAGCGGGGGUGCAGAUGGGAUGGAGGGCGGCAUGGUGGGGCGUGGGGUGGGGAGGAGCAGAGCGGGGAGAGUGAGGGGGCGUCCAGGCAUGGAGGGGUUGGAAGAGAUGGGAGCAAGAGAGGGUAUGGAAGCAGGGGACGGCAUUGGGGGUGGUGGGACUGGUGGGGGUGGCAGAGGAGGCAGGAGUGGGUUCAGGAUGGGGCGGAUGGGCAACGCUGGUGGUGCUGCUGGUUCUGGUGCUGGUUUUGCUGGUGGUGGUGCUGGUGUUGGUGGUCCUGCUGCUAGUGGUGGUGUAGGUGGGUUCAGAAGACCAGGUGGGGGGCUUGGUGGUCGAGGCAGGGGCCGCCCGGCUCUGGAAGACGAGGAAUGA